GUUUAACGCCACAAUGCCCCUCCAUUGUAAUACAUUGCUGAAUGAAACACCGAAGAGCAGCUUUGCGAGAUAUUUGCGAUGUACCAACAGAUUGUAUGAGCUAGCAAUAUACUAUAAUAAGUUGAUGAUUACACCAUCUUCUCAAAGAUGGCAUGAAACCUCGGCGCAGUGGCCUUCCGGCAGGUACGGAGAGCAUCUAUAAAGCCACCGCUGCCCAACCCGUCCUUUUACCCUCCUCCUCAACACACAUUUCACGUCUCUGACAAAUCAACCGCACCAACUGCUCGCUCCCGGAGCCGGAGACGUUCGCUGUUCGACCAAAUCCAUCACUAUGGCUGAGCAUAUAUACAAGUUCGAAAUCGCUAUGAGCUGCGGCGGCUGUUCCGGCGCGGUGGAGCGUGUCCUCAACAAGCUUGAAGGCGUCAAAUCGCACAAGGUUUCCCUUGACACGCAAACGGCCGAAGUCGUUGCCGCCGAGUCGCUCGACUUCAACACCGUUCUCGAGAAGAUCAAGAAGACUGGGAAAACCGUGAAGUCGGCAGAGGCGGACGGACAGGUUAUGGCAGUAUAAGUCGAAUUGGACGUCAUGGCGAUUCAUUCCGAGUUUGGGUUACCUACAUGAGGGCGAUUAUCUGCGUUUUGCGUCAGGCCAAUUGCAGACGCUCCGGAUGAGGUCUUGCGAACGGGCUAUGCUGCGUUAGCUAUGGAGUUAGGAUAUUUGGUGGAAUUUCAGGGUUUGUCGGCUUUUGGAAUCACUCAUACCUCACUUUUGAGCCCAAGACCGGUGCAAGUGAUUGAUCUCCAAUUCCACCGAACUGGAGU
This is a messenger RNA of Westerdykella ornata, 822 nucleotides long. RefSeq names its product putative iron/copper transporter Atx1. Gene Ontology annotation, cellular component: cytosol. Gene Ontology annotation, biological process: copper ion transport. Gene Ontology annotation, molecular function: copper chaperone activity; metal ion binding. The record is from RefSeq and is a predicted model, not a curated record. The transcript has 2 exons. NCBI's taxonomy places the organism in Eukaryota, Fungi, Ascomycota, Dothideomycetes, Pleosporales, Sporormiaceae. The coding region runs from base 332 to 571 and encodes 79 amino acids.